Nymphalis io (European peacock) is the source of this 3097-nucleotide messenger RNA. Its product is annotated as solute carrier family 35 member F2-like. Gene Ontology annotation, cellular component: membrane. The record is from RefSeq and is a predicted model, not a curated record. Gene Ontology annotation, biological process: transmembrane transport. The transcript has 6 exons. Gene Ontology annotation, molecular function: transmembrane transporter activity. Lineage: Eukaryota; Metazoa; Arthropoda; Insecta; Lepidoptera; Nymphalidae.
UUUUGCUUUUGAGGUAGCCCUAGCCCGUUUGUAGUUAAUUAUGGCAAAUUCCUAUGGUUUAUUUACUUAUUAUAUGCAAUUCAUACUUACAAGAUUCGUAUUUAUAUAAAAGAAGCGGAUUAAUAUUUUACAGUCAUGGAAAACGUAAAUUUUAGUGAGAAAGUAGAAAAUUAUUUUUCGGAAUUGGGUCGAUGGAAAGUGUGGCGCUGCAUAAUAUUGGGUCAACUAUUGUCUCUACUGCUAAGUGGCAAAUGUAUUCUUACUACUCUACUUCAAAGUGCUACUUGGCAAUUUCCUACUACUGGCCAGCUUAUUGUACCCUAUUUAAUACUUUUUAUUUUAUUUACACCAUCUCUACUAUGCACUGGACCUAAAAAAAUAUUACAAAAGUGGUGGCUAGUUCUCAUAGCAUGUACUUUAGAUGUAGAAGCAAGUUGGCUUCUAGUGCUAUCACAGCGUUUUACAUCAGUACUUAGCUGACAACUGUUAGCAUGUAGUGGAGUUGGAGCUGCACUAGUAGGUGGAGCUUGGAGAGGUCAAAGGUUGGGUGUGGCUCAUGUAGCAGGUGCUACCUUAGGUCUCAUGGCAGUUGUGUGUGUUGUGUGGGCUGAUGUUGAGGGUGCUCCUACUGAUGGUAAAAAUCAACUAGUAGGAGAUAUGCUCUGUUUAGGAGGUUCACUCCUUUAUGCAGUAAUGACUGUGCUGCAAGAAAUCAUGCUCCAAACACAUUCAUGUGCAGAGUACCUGGCUCUGCUGGGUUUUAUUGGCAGUGUCCUAUCUUGCACUCAAACAUUUUUCUUGGAUUUUGGAGAAGUAUUAACAUUCAAUUGGUAUGAACUUGAAACAAUUGUGCAGCUUGGAAGUUACUGCGGGGUGCAGACAAUAUUUCAAAUAUUACAAAGUUUUAUGCUGCGUGACUCUGGCUCUAUUAUACUGCAUCUGUCAUUUCUCUCUGCAGAUUACUACACUCUUAUUGCUGGAAUGUACAUAUUUCAAUUUAAGUUUCACGCUUUGUACUUCCUGUCCUACCUGUUGGCCAUGGUGGGCGUGUUCCUGUUCAGUUCACGACCCACGAGUCCGCCGCCGGCGCCCAUACUUCCACAACUCAUCCAUGAUUCUGUGCAGUCGCAGGAUAAUGUCUCCAUGGAGUUCACAGUGCCCACUCUGGACUGCAUUCCCCUUUCAGAGGGACUCGAACCCCCCAUGAGUAGAGAUACAACAUUUACAUCAUUCCUUGGAGGGCCGCAGACAAACUUAUCUAAUGUUCCAAAUGGUAAUGUCACUAUUGGACACUCAAAUGGUAUAAACAAUACUAAAGAACCAACUCAAAAUUAACGUAUUGAAUUGAAUAUCUCAUAGCUUCUUAACAUUUGUAUUAUUAGUUUAAGAAUAAUUAAGUUCAUAUUUUAGGACCAAAGCAAGUAACCGCCUCAAAUAUAUUGUUUUUGAAUUAUAAUUUCAUUUUAUUCUAGAAUCAAAUUAUAAUUUGACUAGACAUAUUUAUUUACAGUUGAUUACGCUUAAUAGUUAUAAUAUAAUUAGCUAAAAUAUUCUCAUUCAAGAAGGAAUUUGAUGAGUUAGUUUGCUAGAUUCAUUGUAUGUAUUUGUAAUAAAAUCUACCUAACUUUAAUUAUUAUUGUUCAGAACAGAUUGAAUGUUAAAACUCUUAGAUAAAUUUAUAAUUCUGUUAUAAAAUUGUCUGAAUAUAAAUUGUAUAUGUAAUUCUUAUUUUGUGCUUAAUAUUUAUUAUACUAAUAAUAAAUUAAUAGUAUCUUAAUAAAUCUAAAUAUAAAAAAUAGUGACAUUUAAUUUUAAAUGUUUGUAGAAGUAUAAAGUACUAGUUAAUAUAAAAUUUAGCGCACAGUAAAAUCUAUCAAAAAAAAAAAACAAUAUUGUUAUUGGAAUUAAAUUUUAACCGGAAAUAAACGAAUUGAAAAUUUAUAUAAACAUAAACUGCCAUAUACUCGAAUUUUUACUCAAUUUUAAUCAAUUAGAUUUAGUGAUGUUUGUAUGGAAUUUUAAUGUAGUUUCUACAUAGAUUUAAGUAAUAUUCUAUGAUAGAAUAUGUAAUAUUUUCUCGUGGUAUUUAAAAUAGGCACACUUUUUAAAACACCUAAGAUUGUUUUCAACAGCCAUGUUCAAGAGCUGCAUUUACAUUUCUAUGAAACAUAUUUAAGUAUAAAAUAGUGUGUAAUUUUAAAGAUAAUAUGUAGGUAAAUUAGAACGCUUCAUACAUUUAUUUUAUUUAACCAAAGAUUUAACAAUAUGUGUCUUCAAUUAAAUCAAUGAAUAUUUUAUUUUCUUAGAUUCAAAUGAUUUAAAAUGAAUUAAACUAUUACAUGCUGUGAUUUAUUUGAUAUUAAGAGAUUAUUGUGAUGUUAUAUUUUAAAGAUAUUAUUCAAAUUGAGUUAUAUAAUUAAUUGUUUACUGUAAUCGCUUGUCUAAUAUAAGAUUUAUGUAUAACGCUCAAUUACUAAAAGUAAGAUUUUAAUAUGCAAUUUAAAUAUUUAGUCCAUUAGUUGAAAUAUUGAUUAACUAAAAACGAUAAAAUGGAUUUGAAUAUUUUUAUUUCUUAUAUAAAAAAAAAAGUAUGCAUGCAUAGCUAUGGGCAAUUUACUCUGGGUACCAAUCACUUAUUACUUAUCUACUGUCAAACAGCCUUACUUUGUAUUGCUAUUUCGGUGUGAUAAGUGAGUGAGCCAGUGUAAUUAUAGUGGAUAAUAUUACAGUGGCAAUGAUUACCAGUUUAUCUUCAUAAAUAUUUGCAUAAUAUUUGAAAUUGACCUCUAUUGACUUUUAUUUUGUUCUUGAACAACAAGACGCAGCUGUAUAUAAUGUGAAUGUAAGUCCUUGUUAUAUAAAUGCUACUGUUAUCUAAUUGCCUCUUUUUAGUUUUAAAUCUAAAGCCAUUUACAUCAUCAUGAUUGCACAUAACAAAUUUGGUAUCUAUAAAUAAAUAGGUUCAGAUUAAUUGAUAAUAUAUAGUAACAUAUUAUUUUAAAUAAUUUAUAUUAAACAAUAACACCAAUAUAUUAAUGAGAAUUUAUCCAUAAUUGUUUCUGCAUGUCAAAAAUUUGUCUCACUAUAUACUUAUAGA